Molecule: messenger RNA, 1179 nt
Organism: Colletotrichum spaethianum
Lineage: Eukaryota; Fungi; Ascomycota; Sordariomycetes; Glomerellales; Glomerellaceae
Exons: 4
Coding region: 1-1179 (392 amino acids)
Molecular function (GO): protein binding
Source: RefSeq, a predicted model, not a curated record
AUGUCUGGCUCUAUGAUCCUAACCACUAGCCCCGCUCAGGGAAGCUCCUUCCCCCAAGCUAAGGUGACUUCAACCUUGACUUUGUCUGGACUGCUGGCCACGCAGCUUCAAGUUACUAGCAACCACCCUGGAAGCCAGGACGAUCUCCACGUCGGCGUUGAUGUACCGGCUUCAAAUACUCGGAUUAAGUCUAUGGGCCUUGAUAGUUUGCUCGAUGUUGAGCCCAAGACAGUCAACUUGAUCCUCGACCUGGCUGAGCCGCUCGAGCAACUCAAUGACGAGUUACGCAAGUUUGGAGCGUUUAUUGGUACGGAGUUACCGCCCCUUGCCAUUCGAGACAUCACCUGGAAGACGAUUUAUGUGGCUCAAGGCAUUGCUGUUGGCUGCGAGCCGGACGAAUUCGAGGUUUAUGAGAUCGAUGACAACGACGACGAUUGCCACGCGCUCUUGUCGCCUGACGCGACCUCCAGCAACUCGCGCUUUAACUCGGACGACUCAAAUGAAGCCACUAUCAACAGCUUGAGAACUAACGAUGAUCCUGUCGCUCUUUCCAUCGCUAAUUUGCCCUUACUGACCACUUAUGAGGAUUCGCACGGCACCCAGGAGCGGUUGGUCAUCUUUGCCAAUGAUUUUUUCGAGAUCCGACGAUCGCCUACUGCCGGCUGGGGUGCCUUUGCCAUCAAGACGCUCUACAAAGGUGACAGGAUCCUUGUCGAGAAGGCUCUGUAUCAUGCCGUCCACGAGAACGUCACAUCCUCAGUCCAAGAGCUCCCAGAUAAAGAGCGCGCGAUCGCGAACGACAUGUUUGCCUACCGCAGUCGCGACGGUGAGACACUCGAGGAAGCUAUCUGGAGCACCAACUCCUUUGUUUCCCGCCUUCCAAUGAAGCCUGAUGUGCACAGCGUUAACAAGGCUCGUUCAGGCCCUCUUCAAGACGUAGCCGGUCUCUUCCCAGUUGCAGGUCGCUUCAACCACUCCUGCUUCCCGAAAGUCAAGUUCCAGUUUCGACCCGAGCACGAGGCGCUAAUUUUCACCGUCCGUGACUGGAUCAUCGAGACGGGUGACGAGCUGACGAUUUCCUACGGCAAAGAUCCUUCCGUACUGUACUACAAGUACGGCUUCAGCUGCAAGUGUGGCCAUUGCAGAGGUUUUGAUGCAAUGAAAUCUGAAUGGUACUAG